Messenger RNA from Motacilla alba alba, 7085 nucleotides. RefSeq names its product KAT8 regulatory NSL complex subunit 1 (gene KANSL1). The record is from RefSeq and is a predicted model, not a curated record. Gene Ontology annotation, cellular component: NSL complex. Gene Ontology annotation, molecular function: histone acetyltransferase binding. The transcript is spliced from 15 exons. Bases 1955 to 5275 code for a protein of 1106 amino acids. NCBI's taxonomy places the organism in Eukaryota, Metazoa, Chordata, Aves, Passeriformes, Motacillidae.
GGGGGGGGCACACGCGAAGUUUUAAAAGUAAACAGAAAAAAAAAAUUAAAUUGCAUAACCUCAAAGCUUGCAAAACGCGUGGAGGGAGCAGGUCCCGCGGCCCCAAAUCCGCCUGGAAAAUAGGAGCGGAGCGGUGCCGGUAAUCCCGGUGGGCUGUCACCGGCGGGAGCCGUGUCACCGGGCGCUCUCCCUGCUCCCGGGGUGCACAAUAGCGUCAUUUUCCAGGUGGCUUCCAGCUCCAGAACCGUUUCCCCGUAUUUACUUUCCAGCCGCAUAUUUUGUGUUUUAUUUAUUUCGAACCGGCCCUGCCGAUCCAGGAUUAUUUUCCCCAAAACAAGCUGGAAGAGUCCGGCUAUCCUGAAAUGCUUUCCGUGAUCCCUACGUGUGUUUACUUCCAUCACGGGAUUAGCAUCUUCCAGUGCUUGGUUACGGAGAAAUUUCCAUCAUUUGGGGUAUAAAUGGGGGUUAUGUAGGAGGAAAAAUAAAGCAGCUAAAUAUACUGGGAACUAAACUUAUUUUCUCCCCAAAAAUCAGACCCACCUUCCAAACCGAGGUGUCAUCUCUCCUCUCCUUGAAUUUGUGUCCAGGUGGAGCAGAAGGCAGGCACUCCAUAGAUUAUAUUCCCUGUUAUGUAAAAUGCACUUGAAUGACAAACUGUAGUUUUCCAUGAAACCGGUCAGGAUAUGGGAGGAACUGCAGGUUUUUUAUUUGUUUUGACUGACCAUUAUAUUUUGAACCGGUUCGGGCCACGGCCGUGUGUGUUGGUGGUUACAUCAUGCCGUGUGUUGUGUGCAGGGUGCUUUGUGCCCGUGAAAAUAAGGUGAGGAGGCAGCCCGGUUGUGGGGCAGGACCCGCUGUGGGGGAUAAAACAUUCUGGGGCUGGCCGAGCUGUGAGCGUGGCUCUGUGUGCCUCUGAUCCUCUGCCGGGGCUGGCAGGCCGGGGAUCUGUCUGCGUGCAGGCCUUUUCUCUUUAAAACCAUAUUUGUCCUUUUUAUAGCCUUUGUUUUCAUGGAGGAACCUCUGAUGCUCUUCCCUGCUUUAGCGUAUCCUCUUGGAUUUCCAUUCUGGCACGGGAACAGCGACGCUCCUCAAGCUGAUUAUAUAUAUAUAUUUUUUUUUUUUUUCUUUAAUUGAGAAGUCAGCAGCGUUUUAAAUCGGCCGAGGGGGCGGUGGAGCAGAGCGGGGCCGGGGCCGGCUGGAGCUCGGUUCCCGGCCCGGUUCCGGCUCGGUUCCCGGCCCGGUUCCCCGCCCGCCCCCGCGCACCAGGGCCGGGCGGCCUGGCUGUGGCGCGGCGGGGAUGGGGACGGUGUUUUUUUUCCCCUGUAGCUGCACUGCCAAGGUAGCACAGCUGUGUGGGGCUUAAUGGAUUGAUAUGCUGCAGGAGCAGUUAAUUGUGGAACUUGGUUGUGGUACUGUUAUAGCUGAUUUGUAAUGAUUUAGCAAUGAGGAAUGACUUGUGUUCCCUCGUCAGAGGUGAUAAAGCAGCAGAUGACCAGGCAGAUGUGGCUGUGGCUUUCUCUUACGCCUUUUUUCCCCCCUCUUUUGCCUUUUAUUUAUUUUUUUUAAAAGCUAUAUUUCAAUCCCAUUUGCUCUCGGAGAUCAUCCGGUAACUGGAGAGCGGGUGAGAGUGUGACAUCAUGCGAGGCAGGGGUGAAAACUGAGCGGUUCUGUGACCAAAGUCACUUCCUUUUGCCCUGUUUAUAACUCGUGUUUUGGUGAAGGCCACUGCCAUUAUCUAAUGAACGCCCGGAACAAAGACUGUCUCUGGAGUUCCAGCACUCCACCCUUCCCUGCUUGGGCUCCACUUGCUGCCUGUCCUCAGGAACCUCAAAAGGCUUUUCCAGGGAGGAUGAGACUCAAUGGACAGCAAGGCUGCCCUCGGGAGCGGCAGUGGGAGGCAGUGGAGCUGGCCUCGGCAGCGGGAGAGGCUGGACUUCCCGUGUCUCUGUGCUGAAUGGCUGCGAUGGCGCCCGCUCUCACUGACGCAGCAGCCGAAGCUCACCACAUCCGAUUCAAGCUGGCUCCCCCGUCCUCCACCUUGUCGCCUGGCAGUGCCGAGAGCAACGGCAACGCCAACAACAUCCUCCUGGCUGCCAACGGCACCAAAAGGAAAGCCAUCGCUUCGGAGGAUCCCAGUCUAGAUUUCCGAAACAACCCCACGAAGGAAGAGCUGGGCAAGCUGCAGCCGCUAGUGGCCUCUUAUCUCUGCUCGGAUGUAACAUCUGUCUCUUCAAAAGAGCCUCUGAAGCUGCAAGGAGUCUUCAACAAGCAGACAGUCCUUAAAUCUCACUCUCUCUUAUCUCAGUCCUUUUUGAAAACAAGUGAUCUGUUGGGGAGGCAACCAGUGUUGGAAUUCACUUUGGAGAAUCUAAAAACAAUGAGUACUAAUAGCCAGCCACCUCUCCCACAAGCGCCUGUGAAUGGCUUGGCCAAGAAAUUGGCCAAAAGUACCAAUUCAGACCAUGAAAACUCUAGUUCUCUGAAUGGUGGGAAGUGUGCUUCUCCUUCUGCUGCCCUCCAGACUGUUGACUAUAAUACAGGAGGUUCUGAAUUGGGGGACUUGAAGACCGGGUUGACCAAUUGCACUCUUCCACAUAGAAGCCUUGAUGCAGAGCACGCAACUCCCUUUAGCAAUAAUAGCACUGCAAAUAAAUCCUCCCUGAACUCCGCAGAGCAGCAGUGGGUGCUCGAGGGCGGCAGCGGGGACGCGCGGGUGCCCGGCGUCGGGAGCAGUAAGCUGGAGGAGCAGAAACCUUCUGUGCUGGCUGGUCACCACAGCGCUCUGGACUCCGAGAUGAGGACGAGGGCCCUGCUGCGGCGGCAGGCGGACAUCGAGAGCCGAGCCCGGCGGCUGCAGAAGCGCUUGCAGGUGGUGCAGGCCAAGCAGGUGGAGAGACACAUCCAGCAGCAGUUGGGCGGCUUCUUGGAGAAAACGCUGAGCAAGCUUCCAGCCUUGGACCCCCUGAGGCAACGGAGCCAGCUGAUGUUGACCAGAAAAGCAGAAGCAGCCUUGAGGAAAGCUGCGAGCGAGACAGUUACUUCGGAAGGCCUGAGCAACUUCCUGAAGAGUGAUUCAAUAUCAGAGGAACUGGAGAGAUUCACGGCCAGUGGCAUGGCCAACUUGAGAUGCAGCGAGCAGGCCUUUGACUCGGAUGUCACCGACAGCAGCUCGGGGGGAGAGUCGGACGUUGAAGAAGAGGAACUGACCAAAGCAGACCCAGAACAACCCCACGUACCACUGAGGCGGAGGGCAGAGUGGAGGUGGGCAGCAGACCGCGCCGCCAUCGUCAGCCGCUGGAACUGGCUCCAAGCCCACGUGUCGGACCUGGAGUACCGCAUCCGGCAGCAGACGGACAUCUACAAGCAGAUCAGAGCCAACAAGGGGCUGAUAGUUCUCGGUGAAGCUUCGCCCCCUGACCCUGCAGUAGAUGAUUCAUCCCGUCCCGUUCGAGCUGAAGUCAGGCUGGAGCCUGGGGCCGACCGGCUGAGUGUGUCUGGAUCCCAGCCCCUAGAAAGCUUGGGAAUUUCUGCUGCAAAUACUCCUGAAUCCCAUCCCGCCAAGCCCUGUGGAGCACCAAGACCUGUCAAUGGAGUUAUUAACACUCUGCAGCCUGGCCUGGCAGAACACGCUCAGGGAGAUGGCCAGGAAGCUGAGGAGCUCCUCCACAAGAAGCAGCGGCUGUCCCUGGUCCCCGCGGACGGGACGUGCGUGGCCGCUCGCACCCGCCCCGUCCUCAGCUGCAAGAAGCGGCGGCUCGUCCGACCCAGCACCAUCAUGCCCCUUUCCAAAAAGGCCCACCGUGGCAGCCUGGCGCGCUGCAGCUGCGACGUGAACCCCUCGUGUGCCCUGUGUGGCACCCGCAGCUCCACCACGCUGGAGAUCCAGUACGAUGCCCCUCUGCUGGAGCGCCUGUCCCAGCUGGACUCCUGCAUCCAUCCUGUCCUGUCAUUCCCAGAUGAUGUGCCGACGAGCCUGCACUUCCAGAGCAUGUUGAAAUCCCAGUGGCAGAACAAGCCCUACGAGAAAACUAAACCUCCCAAGAAGCUGUCUCUGAAGCACAGAGCCCCCGUGCCCCCCAGCCUGGCUGACCCCGCGCGCAAGGACCGCCACAAGCUGGUCAACUCCUUCUUCACCGCGGCCAAGCGCUCCCAUCAAAAAGCCCAAGCAGACAAGGCACACAGGCCGCCUUUAGACGAUUUUUCGGCCGUGUCCAAGGCCGAGAGAGCGCCAGAGCGCUCUGCCCAGCCUCCUGCCUUUGACAAAAAGCGAUUGCGAGACUGCUCAUCUGAGAGGAGUGAAGUGUUGAAGCAUCACACGGACGUCGGUGGCCCGAGCUACCUGUCAGCAGCUGUGACCCCCACCCCUCACAGCCCCAUAGCUCGGCAGCUCUCCACCUCCUCCGAGGGCUCCGCUCCCGCCAGCUCCGCUUCCCAGGGCACCUCGGGCACCGCCCAGCCGAGGAGGAGGAGGGGUGAGAGCUCCUUUGACAUAAACAACAUCGUCAUCCCCAUGUCCGUGGCUGCCACGACCCGCGUGGAGAAGCUGCAGUACAAGGAGAUCCUCACCCCCAGCUGGCGUGAAGUUGAUAUCAGUGCCCUGAAAGCCAACCCUGAGGAGGACAACGAGGAGGUUGAGGACUUGUCAGAUUCGGCCUUCGCUGCUCGGCACGGGAAGUGUGAGGAGAUGGAGCGGGCGCGGUGGCUCUGGAGCACGAGUGUCCCCCCGCAGCGCCGGGGCAGCAGGUCCUACAGAUCAACAGACGGACGGACGACCCCCCAGCUGGGGAACCCCUCCACUCCCCAGCCGGCAUCCCCUGAGGUGGGCAACUACCACUCCCACUUGGAGCUGUCCCACACCCACUCACCACGCAGCCCCAUCAGCCCCGAACUGCUCUGUGCCCCCCUGACCCCCCUGUCCCGGGACUCCCUGCGGCUCCUGUCCAGUGAGGACACGCGUUGCUCCACGCCCGAGGCCGGCCUGGACGAGCAGGCCGUGCAGCCCUGGGAGCGCCGCACCUUCCCGCUCUCCUACGACCCCCGGACGGAGUGCGAGGAGCAGCCCGACCCCCAGGACCGGCUCUCGCGCUGCACCCGCCGCACGUCGGGCAGUAAAUCCUCCCGGGAAUGCGAUGGCACUUCGGCUUCGCCCAGCCUGCCCAGCCUCAAGAGCCGAGCCCCGCUGGCCCCCCCCUCCUCCUCUUCCUCCUCCUCUUCCUCCUCCUCCUCCUCCUCCUCCUCCUCCUGCUCCGCAGUCCUGCGGCCAGCGCACAGAUAGAGACACACGGGGAGACAUGAGCAAACCAACACACAGAACUAACUCUUGGCAUUAAAGCUUCCAAAAUCUGCGUUUGAUAUUCAAACAUCCUGCCGGGAAUUUUCACAGUUUUUAGUGAAUUUAAGGAGUUUAGAAACUGUUUUUUGUUUUCUUUUUUUUUUUUUUGUUUUGUUUUGUUUUCUUUUUUUUUUUUUUUCUGUUUUCUUUUUUUUUUUUUCCUUCUCCAUGUUUCCUCGUCACAUGAAUGAGCCCCCAGAUUCCUCCCAGCGGAGUGAAGCCUCGGGAGGGGAGCAGCCCACCAGACCCCCUCCCCUUUCCUCCCUCCUUUAGGUGUAUAAAACUAGAGCACAGGAUUUAGCUGACUAGCAGAUUUCGGGGAUAGUUUUUCCCACCAAAAGGGUGUCGUUUUCUCUUAACCCACUCCCCCCACCCUGAAAGGUUUUAGUGGAGUGAAAUUAGUGGUGAAAAGUGAUGUCUUGGGAUUGCAACCUUCACUGUCUGGCCGUCCUCACCUGCAGAGUGCCCACCUGCACUUCACCCUCCUGCAUUUUCCUGCCCCAGGUUGUGGUUCCAGGUAUCUAAAGGGGGGGAUUCUGUCCCUCCCUGAUCCUCGCUCUGCCCCUGGGGACACCUCUCCCUUCCUUCUCCCCUGGUUUGGAGCGGCCGUGGCUCUGGCUGCGUUCCUGGCAGGGGGAAAAGGAGGGACCUUGUGGCUGCUCCACACUCAGCUUGGCGUGGCAGGGGUGGGAGUUGGGAAGCGCCUUGUGCACGCCUGGCGUGUGGCGAGGGCGGCGAGGGGAAGAGUCCCCGAUGCUUUGAGCGGGAGCAGAAUUCCCGGAGCACUUGGAUGCCCUUUGGGGUGAGGCUGUUCAGCUGGAGCCGGGCUGGAGCUCUGCCCUCGCUGUGGGGUCGGGCAGUGGGGGUCCGGGGGUCCCGCAGGUGGGUUUGUGUCAGACAGGGGGGGCCAGAGAGGGAAGGAUGGAGGCAGGAGGCAGCUCCUGGGGGAUCGGGCUCAUCCCGAUCCCGCGUGGGGUCACCGCAGCUUCGCUCCGCGCCGCACCGUCCCAGCUCCGGUGUGGGUUCCGUUUCAUUUCGGGGCGCCCGCCGUGCCCCCUCCUGACAGGUAUUUGAGUUUGAACCCCGAGUUUGUUGUUCCUCCCCGUCCCCUCCCGCCCGGUUCCGCACCCGCAGCGAUCCCGGACCCCGCGCACCGUCCCCAUCGUAACGCUUCCCGGUCCCGACGGUGUGGCUCCUGGGCCCUGUCCUGUUGCUAGCAUUGUGCCUGUCUUAUGUAUAAUCACAUCACCAAAAAAAAAAAAAAAAAAAAAAAACCGGGAAAAAAAAAAUACAGAGGACUUUUUUUUUUUUUUUUUUUUUCCAUUUUGUAAUCGUAAAGAAAUAGUCGCUGAACUGCUUCAUGGUCGGGGUUUUCACAGUUUUCAACGUGAUCUCGUGGUUUUGGUUCUGUUCUAGUUUAAAGGAUCCGUCAUCGUUUCUUUCAAACAAAAACCCAACAAACAACGGCGCUACCAUAUCCCUCUGCAGAAGUGCUUUUCUAUUUAUAAGGUUGAAAAUUCUGAAUAACCCUUUUAGCAUUAUAAAAACCACACACAAAAAAAAAACAACCCACCUUGUAUUUUGUAAAUAUUUUCUUUUCCUGCUUUGAGCUGUGUAAUGUCCUUGUUAUAUAGAAAUGCUUUUCUUCCGAGAAGCUGAUCUUUGUUAAUGUCUUGAUUCUGUUGGCAAAGCACAAAUGUGCUUAUAAAAAAAAAAAAAAGAAGAAAAGAUUAAAAAAAAAAUUAAAAUGUAA